Molecule: messenger RNA, 714 nt
Organism: Arabidopsis lyrata subsp. lyrata
Lineage: Eukaryota; Viridiplantae; Streptophyta; Magnoliopsida; Brassicales; Brassicaceae
Product: two-component response regulator ARR22
Exons: 2
Coding region: 176-595 (139 amino acids)
Biological process (GO): phosphorelay signal transduction system
Source: RefSeq, a predicted model, not a curated record
GAAUCCAAAAACACAAUCUAAGUGAUACUGUCUUUACGUUCCAUAAAUUGUUGAUUCUUUCUCAAUGUUUUUCUCCUUUAUAUAUAUAUAUAGUCUGCAAUAUUUAUGAGUUUCAUCAACCAAAUUUUACUAGAAUUUUUAUAACAUUCUCACAAAGACAAGAGAGAAAAAAAAGAUGACGAGAGAUCAAAUAGCUGAAGAACUUCCAAAUUUGGCAGAGUCGAAGUUAACAGCUUUGGUCGUCGAUGACAGUUUCGUAAACCAAACCAUACAUCAGAAACUUUUGAAUCGUCUAGGGAUUGAAAACGACGUCGUUACAAACGGAAAAGAAGCCGUCGACGUUUAUUGUUCCGGCAGAAACUAUGAUCUUAUUCUUAUGGACAUGGACAUGCCAAUCAUGAACGGUAUUCAGGCAACAAAGAGACUAAGGGAGAUGGGGAUAGAGAGCAAGAUAGCAGGAGUAACAACUCGAGCUAACGAAGGAGAAAAGAAAGAGUUUAUGGAAGCUGGCCUUAAUGAUUUUCAAGAGAAACCUCUUACCAUCUCUAAGCUUCUCUCUAUUCUUCAUAAACUUGAUUUUUAUGUCCAAACCUAAUUAAUCUCCAUUAAUUCUUAAUGAUUUCUUAAACUUAUUUCACUACUAUUCUGCUAUAACAUAAUUAUAAUCUUUGUAUUUUUAUACUUCAAAUAGUAAUACCAAUACCUAUUCCAUAA